Molecule: messenger RNA, 1633 nt
Organism: Exophiala oligosperma
Lineage: Eukaryota; Fungi; Ascomycota; Eurotiomycetes; Chaetothyriales; Herpotrichiellaceae
Exons: 5
Coding region: 56-1585 (509 amino acids)
Cellular component (GO): nucleus; cytoplasm; ribonucleoprotein complex
Molecular function (GO): mRNA binding
Source: RefSeq, a predicted model, not a curated record
GGAGUUCUGGUUCCCUGCCUCUCUGUUUCGGAGAGCGCGCUGAGAAACAAAAAAGAUGCCUCGAGAACAGCGUCGGACUCGGGAAUUGAACAGAGAUGAUGAUCAAUACAUCAUUCUGGUCCAAGAUAUCCCUCGCCAUUGCCGUUGGCAGGAACUCAAAGACAUGACACGCAGUCUCGGAGGUGAACAAAGCUUGAAAGCGGAGGUCUUUGCAGCCAGCGACGGAAGUCAAUUGGGUCAUUGCACUAUAAAAGGACGAAAUGCUGCGACCCAAGUCUACGAGAACUUUUGUGUACAAGGAUGGAACGGGAAAUGCGUUCGGGUUUCACUGGCAGUGCUUGAGAAACCCGGCAUCCUAAAGACUAUUGAGGGUCCGAGAAAGAGUCGUGGUGCCAUGGUUGAAACCAGGGUUUCUCCCAGUUUUGGUCAUCAUCCACAUCCACCUCAGUCUCAGGCAGGAGGAGGACUGACCGCCGGAAGUCAUCAAACUGGCUCAUCGUCACGCCAACAUGUCUAUCAUUCAAACUCCUACCAAUUCAAUGCCAUGACCCAGCAUGAUAAUCAUCAGUUCUACCACCAAAGACCGAACCCGAAUGGCACAACAGGCAUCAUAGUCACACCCUCCUCUCAAUCUCAUGCUUCAGCGACAGGCGCAAGUCGAGGAGGAGUAGUAGUAGUCCCCCAUGCGGUCCACGUGGGCCAAAUUCCCUACACGUGUCCAACGAGAAUAUCACCAUCAUAUCCGGCCGUAUCAGCAGCAGCAGUAGCAGCACAACAACAGCCAAGAGAACUCCUCAGCGGCAGCAGCAUAGCGCCCAAGUCGUCAUCGAAUUUGCCAUCAGUCGCUACUAGUACUACUUCUUCGACAAGAAACAACAAAAGUCCCAACAGCGUUCUGAUAUCCAGACUUCCACCUCAACAAUCGGAGAAGGAGCUUCGAAGUCUCCUGGAACAAUAUGGGUCGCUCGUCUACCUCGACAUUGGACCAAAGACCCCCAAUACCGAGAAAGCCAAAGGAACAGCAAAGGCCAGGUAUGACUGUGCCACUGAAGCCCUUGCUGCUGUACAGGGUCUCAAUGGUUCCAAUCUGGGUGGAAGCAAGAUCAAAGUUCGACAAGAAAAGCAGGACAAGACAUUCUCGUCGUCACGACCUGGUGGUGGCGGCGGUGGAAGGCCAGAACUUUUCGCAAUGUCACUUCAAGAGAGGACGAUCUUGCAACACCAACAAUCCAUGACUGCCGCUUUGCGUGGCCCGUCAACCAAGAUCGCAUCAUCGUAUCAGACAAGAAUGCAAUCGCAAUCGCAACCCAAAGCCAAGAGUGAUGACACUGGCAGUGUCGGAUCCUCUUCGACGACAUCUGGUCCUCUGAUCGUCGAUGGUGCCAGAUGCCUUUGCGCCAGUCGUGACGGGAAGAAGAAGUCUUUCGGUGUUGGACGCAGAGGUUCGGUGGAGAGACAAUAUGACAACGACGACGAUGGUGAUGACGACGAUGACAGCUCUGAUGGGGAUAGCAGUGAUGAUGAGGAGGAGGAGGAUGAUGAUGUGACUCAAACAUCAGACGGAUUGCGUGGUAUGAAAUUGUAGGAGGAAAGGCCACACAUGUUGUUCUCGCUGUCGUGUUGUCGGUGGUGU